CAAAAUGUACAUGCUUUCAGUGGAACUGCCAAAAUGUAUAUAUGUGAAGGCAUCUGCUGAUGUUGGGAUUCCCUAACAGAAACAUUGCAAUUGCAUUAAUGGGACAAAUGACUGCAGUUAACUGCAGUUUUUCUUGUCAUAACUCACAGAUAGGAAUGGAUAUGUUUGUUGGUAUGAGUGAAGAUGAAAUCACUGACCACGUAAUUCAGAUGAGUCUUCAAGAAACUUGCCAAAAUCCAUUUUUAUUACCAAAAGACAGUUUAGAGACAUUAAGUGAUGAAAAUUUAAAACUUCUGGAGGCCAUCAAGGCAGGUGAUAUAUCAGCUCUGCAAGAGGUGCAGAAGUUCCCCUCUGCUUUCCGGGACGUGGACAGUCGUGGCUGGCUGCCUCUCCACAGGGCAGCAGUCCAGCCACUAGCAAAGGUGCUGGAGACAGUCUUAAACUCCCCCUGUGAUCAUGAUCUUGAGAAAAAAACAAAGGUGGGUGAGACUUGUCUAACUCUUGCUGUUGAAGCCGGUCUGUUGGAGAAUGUGAGAACUUUGCUGGAGUUUGGAGCAUCUCCUUACAGUGUCAACAGCAAAAAUGAGUCUCCUCUUCUGCUGGCGGUGAGGGCAGGAUCCUAUGAGCUGGUCAGUGUCCUACUCACCUACGGGGCCUCUGUGGACCAGGCCUGUGCCAAAAAGUGGACUGCUAUGCACGAGGCAGCCAAGAGGGGCUACAGUGACAUCAUGAUGCUAUUGUUUAGAUGGGAAGGGAAGGUGACCUUCAGAGAUCAACAUGGUGUGACUCCACUGGGCACUGCAGCAGAGAAUGGUCACGAGGAGAUCAUCCAAAUCCUUCUUCAUAAUGGUGCCAACGUGAAUGCCCAGUCUUACAAUGGGGAGAGUGCGUUGAUGGAGGCAGCCAGCUCAGGCAAUCCAGAUUGUGUCAAUCUUCUACUGUUGAAUGGGGCUAAUCCCAAUCUGCCCAAUGUUACUGGUCACCUUCCCAUUCAUCGCGCUGCCUACGAUGGACACCUCCUUGUUCUGCGGACAUUGAUACUGGUCACCUCUAAGAGAGCUUUGAGGCUCUCUGGUCAGAGCCCGGUGCAUUCUGCUACCGAUGGUGGCCAUGCUCAGUGCCUGCAGCUGCUGAUUGAGUCAGGAUUUGACGUCAACACAACCCUGAGUCAGACCAUCUCAGAGAACUACGGUGACAUGCGGCGGAGUGCCCUUUACUUUGCCGUCUCCAACGGUGAUGUCAUCUGCACAGAGAUGCUCCUGAAUGCUGGAGCCAAGCCUGACCUGGACCCCCUAAGCUGUCUCUUAGUGGCUGUACGGGCCGGGAGGUAUGAGAUUGUGAAACUGCUGCUGGCCAAGAGGGCUGAUGUGAAUUGCUACUUCACUAUGGUCAGCAACACGGUCUUCCCUACCACGCUACAGUACUGCCUUAGAGAUGAGAUAAUGAUGCGACUUCUGCUCAACAAUGGCUACAAUGUGGAGAAAUGCUUCAGCUGUCACCAUGACAACCAAUCUGAUUCGACCUGCUGCCGGAGGGACCCUCAUGAGCUGCUGUGUCAGGGUAACAGUGAUGGAGAUAAAAUCCCUUUCUGUGAGUUCAUUGGCCUGUACUGCCUCAUGCACCUCUCUGGGAAGGUGGUGCAGAUUCUCCUGGAUUACGUGAGUAAUGUCCACCUUUGCUCCCACCUGAGACGCAUUCUAAAGAAACAGAGGGAAUGGGAAGACAUUUCGGACAUCAUUUGUAACCCUCGCUCUUUGACGCACCUUUGCAGACUGAAAGUCAGAGGACUCUUGCAUCUGAACACUCUCCAUGACUCCAGCACUAUGGAUUUUUUUCCACCCAGAAUUAGGAAUUAUCUGUUGUUUAAGGAGAAUGACCUUUAUGAGCAGCUGUCUGGUGUGCCUGUGUGAAGCGUUAAUAUGUUUAAAUAAUGUCAUCAGCAUCUUAUACUGUACAUACUACAUACUUGAAUUUGUUUUGCUAUUGUAAUUUACUGAGGACUUUUUAAUAAAGCCUGAUAUGAUAAUGUUUUCAGUGCAUAUAAAAACAUCAUAAUACUGCAUACUACAUACAUAUACACAUACUACAUACUUACAUAUACUUGAUUAACUCUUCAGUGACCCUGUCCUAAUAUUUGUUUUGCUAUCGUCAUUUAUUGAUGAAUUUCAAUAAA
Alosa alosa (allis shad) is the source of this 2173-nucleotide messenger RNA. RefSeq names its product ankyrin repeat and SOCS box protein 15-like. The record is from RefSeq and is a predicted model, not a curated record. Gene Ontology annotation, molecular function: protein binding. Gene Ontology annotation, biological process: intracellular signal transduction. The transcript has 10 exons. The coding region runs from base 60 to 1910 and encodes 616 amino acids. Lineage: Eukaryota; Metazoa; Chordata; Actinopteri; Clupeiformes; Clupeidae.